AUCCAACCCCCAACUCCCCAGCCGCUUCAACACAAAACAAACACCCCACUUAUAUAUGCAAAUCAAGUCCAGUCGCUAGUACUCCGUAUGAGUUAAAUUUUCGGAUCUCGCGCUGUACAAUAGGAAGGCCUUGCUUACUUACACCUCCUCGAGACAGAGUAUUGCAGACAUGGCUUACGAGAGGAAGCAGCCGUCGUUGGCCGUGGCUUUGUCGCUGGUCCUGCUCCUGGGCCUGGCCAGCAUCAGGCUUUGCCGCGGCGACGUGGUGCAGUUCAUCUUCGGCGACUCGCUGUCGGACGUUGGCAACAACAACUACCUGACCAAGAGCCUCGCCCGCGCCGCGCUGCCGUGGUACGGCAUCGACUUCGGCAGCGGCAUGCCCAACGGCCGCUUCUGCAACGGCCGCACCGUCGCCGACAUCAUCGGCGACAAGAUGGGCCUGCCCAGGCCGCCGGCGUUCCUGGACCCGGCCGUCGACGCGGACGCCAUCUUCAAGAACGGCCUCAACUACGCCUCCGGCGGCGGCGGCAUCCUCAACGAGACAUCCUCCCUCUUCAUACAGAGGUUCUCGCUGUACAAGCAGAUAGAGCUGUUCCAAGGGACGCAGGCGUACAUGCGGGAGAAGAUCGGGGAGGCGGCGGCGGACAAGCUCUUCGGGGACGCGUACUUCGUGGUGGCCAUGGGCGCCAACGACUUCAUCAACAACUACCUCCUCCCGGUCUACUCCGACUCGUGGACCUACAACGCGGACACCUUCGUGGCCCACAUGGUCACCACGCUCUCGGCCCAGCUGAAGCUGCUGCACCAGCUGGGGGCCCGGCGGCUGACCUUCUUCGGGCUCGGGCCCAUGGGCUGCAUCCCGCUGCAGCGGAUCCUGCAGCGGUCCUCCACCGCGUGCCAGGAGUCCACCAACAAGCUCGCCCUCAGCUUCAACAAGCAGGCCGGGGCGGCCAUCCGGGAGCUGGCGGCGUCGCUGCCCAACGCCACGUUCCAGUUCGGGGACGUGUACGAUUACUUCCAGGAUAUUAUUGACAGGCCGUACAUGCACGGGUUUAACAACUCCCACGCGCCCUGCUGCACGCUGGGGAAGAUCCGCCCCACGCUGACGUGCACGCCGCUCUCCACGCUCUGCAAGGACCGAAGCAAGUACGUGUUCUGGGACGAGUACCACCCGACUGAUAGGGCCAACGAGCUCAUCGCGCUCGAGACGCUCAAGAGGCUCAACAUCACUGUCGUCGCCAACAGCACCGCCAGCUAGCCUAGCUAGGCCGCCGCCGGCGAAAUCCGAAAUUUAGUGCAUGGGCUCUGCCAGGGUGUUUUGCGUGAUUGAUGUGCCUGCAGCUUCGAUCGGAACCAAAUUAUCAUGUGUUGAUUUCUGCAAGGAUUGGUGGUGGUAUGUACAGGCGCAUGUAACAAUUUUGUGUCUGUAGGAACUGAGAGCUAAGAUGUUGGCUGUCGUUGCACAUUCCUGGUUGCCUUCUAACAUUAAAAUUGCACACAAGUUGGCUGUUGCA
This is a messenger RNA of Brachypodium distachyon (stiff brome), 1514 nucleotides long. Its product is annotated as GDSL esterase/lipase At1g74460. NCBI's taxonomy places the organism in Eukaryota, Viridiplantae, Streptophyta, Magnoliopsida, Poales, Poaceae. Gene Ontology annotation, molecular function: hydrolase activity, acting on ester bonds. The record is from RefSeq and is a predicted model, not a curated record. The coding region runs from base 170 to 1258 and encodes 362 amino acids. The transcript has 2 exons.